AUGGACGACUUCAUAAACUUCGAGUCUUUCGAAGGCUCAAAGAUAACCCCCCAACAAUCCACCAGCGAGGACCUUCUCAAACUUAUCAGUAACAACAUGAACGUCGGGUUCGAUUUGAACGAUGAGAGCCUCGAUGCUGAAACAUUAUACAAAUCAAUGGUGGCCAAAUACGGGAAUAUCAAUGACAAUACCAGUGAGAAUAUAAAUGAGAAUACAAAUGAGAAUAUAAAUGAUAACACCAACGACAAUAUAGAUAAUAAUAUCAACAUUGAUCACCUCCUAAACAACCAAUACCUCAACAACACCUUCCAAGAAAUCGACUCAACCCCUACCAACGUCGCCAGCCCAGUGCUGAUCGAUGCCAACCUUCAUAAUAAUAAUAGCAGUUAUACUAAUGAUCCUUCCCUAAACAUGUCAAUCCAAAGAAACAGCAAUGUCUCAGACCUUUUGAACAACCAAUACUUCUCCCCCAACGUACAGGCAAGACCUCUUACCCAACCAACAACAACUGGGUUUUCUCCUUCAUCGUAUGGUGGGGGAGAAUCUUUCGACGCUUAUGGGUCGCUUAAUUCCCCGGUAUCUCUCUCAUCUAGCAUCAAUAAUUUAUCUAGGCCUCCUGCCUCCAAACAACCCCUUACCAAAGAAGACAAACUAAAGCGUCGUCGGGAGUUCCAUAAUGCAGUAGAGCGUCGUCGGAGAGAUUAUAUCAAGGAGCGGAUUAAGGACUUGAGUAAGCUUGUACCACCGUUGAUGCUUGUAUACGAUGAGAAUGGUAAAGAAACCAAGCCUAAUAAGGCGAUGAUACUUACUAAAGCUGUUGAUUAUAUUGGGAGUUUGAAUGGGGUGAUUGAUGUACAAAUGCAAAGGCGGCUUGAUAUUAUUGAGAAGAUUAAAGAGUUACAGAAGCUUUAA
Molecule: messenger RNA, 912 nt
Organism: Saccharomycopsis crataegensis
Lineage: Eukaryota; Fungi; Ascomycota; Saccharomycetes; Ascoideales; Saccharomycopsidaceae
Gene: RTG3
Product: Rtg3p
Exons: 1
Coding region: 1-912 (303 amino acids)
Biological process (GO): regulation of transcription by RNA polymerase II
Molecular function (GO): RNA polymerase II cis-regulatory region sequence-specific DNA binding; DNA-binding transcription factor activity, RNA polymerase II-specific; protein dimerization activity
Source: RefSeq, a predicted model, not a curated record